Messenger RNA from Setaria italica (foxtail millet), 1583 nucleotides. RefSeq names its product gem-associated protein 2-like. Gene Ontology annotation, biological process: spliceosomal snRNP assembly. The record is from RefSeq and is a predicted model, not a curated record. Gene Ontology annotation, cellular component: nucleus; SMN complex. NCBI's taxonomy places the organism in Eukaryota, Viridiplantae, Streptophyta, Magnoliopsida, Poales, Poaceae.
UUCCUCUCCUUGCUCACCAGUAGUCACCGCCGCGCCGCCCCAAACCCUCAUCCGUGACCCUCCUCUCGAACCUUCCAGAACCUUCCACCCCGCCAUGGCGGCCUCCGCCGCGGCCCACGAAGGAUCCGUGCGCAGGAGUACGGCGUACGCGAGGGCGGAGCUCAAGGCGCUCAGGGGCGCCCCGUCGGAGGAGGCGCAGGCGCGGCUGUGGGGCGGGGUCCGCGCCGCCCUCGCCGCCGCCGGCUUCUCUGGCGAGUACGACGGUCUCCUCGCUGAAGAUGAGGAGCCUAGGAGCAGGAGGGGGAACAAGGGGAGGAAGGCCGAGGGCGGUCGGGGGAGGGUCGGGAGGAAGUGGGGCGAAGAGACGGCGGCGGCGGCACCCCGGUUCUCUGGCGUGCCUGAGAUUGGUGCGUGGAGAAAUGGGGAUUUGGGGGUUUCUCAUGAACACUGCUUCGAGGCUGCUGUCCAUGGCCCUGGUGUGGCGUGUGGAGUGGUUCAAGAGCCAUCUGAUCAGGGUGAAGAUGUGGAGUAUGAAUCUGACAGCGAUGAUGACUAUGAUGGCAUUCUGAAACCUGCAUUUGCAGUUGAUGGGGACCCUGAUUUUGAGUCUGGAGAGCCUCUUGAUGGUUUUGAGUAUCUUCGGCGUGUCAGGUGGGAGGCUAAACAAAUUCCUAGAGUGAAGGUUGCCAAGGUAGAUUUAAAUGGAGCUAGAAAGGAGCAAACACCUUAUAUGCCAGAAAUUCCUGACAUACCUAAGUGCUCACCUGAUUUGGGUGCAUCAAAGCAAUGGGAGGAUGCAUUUAUUACCCAUUUUUCUGAGACCAGACUGGUGUUCUCCGAGCAUGACAGCUCUGACGAACCAUCUAUAUCUGGUGGACCGAAAAUCUCCUCAAAACCUGGCAGCAGCACGGAGUCACAGACUGAACCUACACUGACAAUGCUUCGCAACAUGGAUUCUGUUGCUAGAGCUGCGACGCUAAGGAACUACAUAGAUAUGAUUCAGAGUAUGGACUCACUAUCAAGGAAUAACGGCCUGUGGCUCUUUGCACUCUGUGUAGCUGUGGACACUCCCUUGGAUGCGGAGACAUGUGCCUCUCUAAGGUCCUUGCUGCGCAAGUGCGCAACCAUCCUUGCCACAAAGUCGGAGAUGGAUGAUGAGGUGGUAAUGCUGAAUAUACUGAUGGCAAUAUCUGGAAGGUAUUUUGGACAGUAUGAAAAUAGAUGUGACUAGGAGAUUGUGAUAAUGCCAUGGUGAAGCAUUUUUUGUCGCUAUGAGUCCUGUUUGGUAUAAUAUAUUUUAAAUCAUAUAGGUUUGAUGCUUAGGACACUUAAUUCGGUGAAGAAUGACUACGAAAUCCUUCCCUGGCCCUAUUCUAAUGGGCCCGUGGCUGAUGUAGGAAAUGCAUUUGACACGGGCUGCAAGUUCCUGAAACCUCAUGGGCCUGCAAAAUGCUUGGUAUAUGGUUCAUUGUGUUGGACUGUUGGCCUUGCAAAAUUCUUGCUAUAUUCACUUCGGCCUUGUAAAAUUCUUGGUAUAUGGUUCACUGUGUUGGGCUUGUAAGCUCAUGGGCUUGCAAAAUUCC